ACCUCCUGCUCUCCCUCACACGUACAGCUUCACCACCGUCACCCAGUGUCUGUUGACUCAUCAUGAAGGUCCUGUUGAUGAUGGUUGUGUUGGUCGUGGUAGCCAUGGCCGCCGCCCUUCAUUCAGACAUCAUUGACAUCGACGAGGCCGACAUGGAGCACGAGCAGGAGGGCGUCCCAGGCACGGUCGUCAAGGGCGAGUACUCGUGGGUAGCGCCCGACGGUAGCGAGCACGAGAUCAAGUACGUCGCCGACCACUUAGGAUACCGUGUCGUCGAGGACAACGCCUGAAGUAGUCGAAACUGAUGAUGUCAAGGUACCAUAAGGAGGCGAGGAGUAGGAGUAGGGGUAAGAGGAGAGGGAGUAGGAGGGGGAGGAGGAGUAGGAGGGAGUGAAGUAGGGGUCAGCACCUCUACUGUUAUCAUCCUCGUCCACAAGGUUUAUUUGGUCUCGUCAUAACACAGCACUACUACAGGUGAAUUAUAAGAGUUUAAUUACAUAUCAUAUAAUAAAGUUUAUAGUGAGUAUUA
This is a messenger RNA of Homarus americanus (American lobster), 529 nucleotides long. Its product is annotated as cuticle protein CP575-like. The transcript is spliced from 2 exons. The record is from RefSeq and is a predicted model, not a curated record. Bases 63 to 290 code for a protein of 75 amino acids. NCBI's taxonomy places the organism in Eukaryota, Metazoa, Arthropoda, Malacostraca, Decapoda, Nephropidae.